GUUGCGCUUCCGAGCAAUGAAGAUUUUACGACCUCCGGUGUCCGUCGGCCAUUAUAAAAUGGUGAAACACCAGGGCGACCAAGGCAAUGAGCAGAACCCACACAGGUUUGAUCUGCUGAUUCGGACGUACCGUUCCUGGAGCCAAGAUGGCAUGAAUUCUCUCUCCUACAAGCUCCUCUCCAAAGAGCUGCUACCACUUUACACCAACAUCACCGCCGAUAUUGGCACCAACCCUCGGGCCACCAAGAUCGGAAAGGGCUCCCUGUCUGACUUUGGCAGGGGGGAUUAUCCGCGAGACAGCAAUCACGAUUUCCGUCAGGAGAUGCUGCGCAAGACUCCUUUCGCCAAGCUCUCCCAAGCCAUGGGAUGGAAGGAUCCCUCUCCAGAGACAGAUAAAAAGGGGGAGAUGCCUACCCCGAUCUCAGAAAACCCCACACCGAGCACCAGAGCCGAAAAGAGGGAGAAAGGCUCCGCGGCUUCGACCUACAACGAGGUAGACGCUACCCUCGAAACAUUGAGUGACGCCGUCCCCAGCCCGGAAGUCCCCAAACGAGUUUUCGAGGAUACAGUCCAACCCGUACGAGUAGGUUUAUCUUCGCCGCGACUUUCGUCCGGACACGCUGCACAGAGCAUAGCUCUCCGACCCAACUCUACAAAUCGCACCGAUUCUAGAACCGCAGAUUAAAAGAACGAGAUGACACCCAGAGCGUCAACGCGAGGUCGAAAUUUAGAAUCAUUCUCUCAUCCCUGCUCGGGAGUUUGGGGAGGAUCCGUCGGUUUCCCCCCCAGGCCAACGGAGCAGAAGGGCCAGACGGAGGUAGAGCGGACAAAUAAAAGGGGGCAGGUGAACGGGGUAGGUAGGACGGCGCCGGGAAUCCUUCGAGAAUUUGGUUCCCGUAUCCGCGGGCGCCGGUUGAUUCUUCCUUCCCGGAUGCAAGGAAUCUACCAAGGGCCCGUAUUUCUAACAGGUGCUUCGUAGGACUGAAUUCACGCUCGGAGGCGGCUGGAAGUACAGGAGGGAUUGGCGUGGGGAAAACGGGGCCUCUUCUCGUGUCCGAGAUUUCUGCGGAUGGAUUGUGGGAGGGGAGGAACUCUGCAGCUUUGGUGGAAAGAGUGCUCCGAUCAAAGCCCUCCGGCCCCCACUGUCCGCUUUGCACCUUCUUAAAAAAAGGGGGGGAAGGGCUGAGCCUUGCUACCCACCCACCCCCUUCCCCAGCGCCAGGAAAGUAUAACUCGCUUCGCUGGACUUCUCAACUUUUGUGAAAUAGAAUUUGAGAUGGGACAGGAUCUUCUCUCACCCUAGCUGUGCUCCCCCCCCCUUUUCACACAAGCGAUCCAGCCAGGAUCAAGGAACUGGGAGGGAGGGGGGGGGAGAUUUUCUAAUGGAAAGACCCUCCUGGGGCAAUCAGGGUCUUUUCGGGGGCAGGAAAAUCUCCCCUCCUGGAUCGAAGGCGAAACAGCUGGGAAGCUGUAGCUAUUUUUGCUCUCCUCAUAGCUGUUUGCUCGUACAAUCUUUGCUGCUAGCCCUCCUUCUCCUCCUCCUCCUCUUCAUCUUUUUUACUUCUCCAUCUCUAUCUUUUUUCUCAUUUUUUCAUUGUCGU
Messenger RNA from Thamnophis sirtalis, 1601 nucleotides. The record is from RefSeq and is a predicted model, not a curated record. NCBI's taxonomy places the organism in Eukaryota, Metazoa, Chordata, Lepidosauria, Squamata, Natricidae.